ACUGCCUUUUUCACAGACGGGGGCAAAGUCUCUCUUCAAACAGUCAGCUAAAGAUGCUUCUUCAUGCUUGGCUACUUCUUGUGGCUUUGACCACUCUCACAUCUGGCAUCAAUCCGGGCGUAAAGGUUAAGCUGACACAAAAGGGCCUUGACUAUGGCAGAGAAAUUGGCAUAGCGUCAAUCCAAAAGAAACUCAAAACCAUCAAGCUCCCAGAUGUAUCAGGCUCACAGAAAGUUAAUCCUAUUGGGAAAGUUUCAUACAGUUUCACAAAUAUGCACAUAACCAAUGCUGGACUGCCCCAGUCAGCAGUGAGCCUAGUGCCGGGUGCAGGUAUCAGGCUGUCUAUUGGAAAUGCCUACAUGAGUCUGAAUGGAAACUGGAGGGUCAAAUACCUGAAAAUCAUAAAAGACAGCGGCUCUUUUGAUUUGAGCGUGAGUGGACUCAGUAUUACUACAACUAUUGCUGUGAACAGUGAUGAAACAGGACGCCCUACAGUCACUGGCAACAAUUGCGCUGCCUCUGUGGGUGAUGUGAGCAUUAAGUUCCAUGGUGGAGCCAGCUGGCUGUAUAACCUGUUUAAAAGCUUCAUCGCCAAAGCAUUACGCAGUGCUUUGGAGAAACAGAUCUGUCCUUUAGUCGCGGAUGCCAUAUCGGAUGCAAAUCCUUAUUUAAAAACUCUCAAUGUUUUGGCCAAAGUAGACGAGUAUGCAGAGAUCCAGUAUUCAAUGGUGUCAUCUCCUGUCAUCUCAGCCUCUUCUGUAGAUGCAGGUUUGAAGGGGGAAUUUUACAAUGUUGGGAAGCACCAGGAGCCCCCUUUCACCCCAGCAGUCUUCACAAUGCCGUCGCAGAGUAGCAACAUGCUGUACAUAGGCUUGUCUUCUUACACCCCCAACUCUGCAGGCUUUGUGUACACCACUGCCGGAGCCCUCAGCCUCUACAUUACUGAUGACAUGAUCCCUGCAAGCUCCCCCUUAAGACUCAACACUCAAACCUUUGGAACAUUCAUUCCACAGAUUGCCAAACAGUUCCCUGGUUUGAUGAUGAAAUUACUGGUUAAAGCAGGAAAAAGCCCAGUGAUCACAUUUGAAUCCAAUAACGCAACAAUCAAAGCUUCUGGUACAGUGACGGCCUACGCCAUCCAAGCGAAUGGCACCCUUUCCCCCCUGUUUGUGCUGAACAUGGAUGGCAGUGUGAGCGCACAAGUGUUUGUUAGUGGAAGCAGACUGGCCGGGUCUAUCUCUCUCAAUGAAUUGAAUUUGACCCUGGGGACAAGUUACGUUGGUGAUUUUCAGGUGAAAUCCCUCGACAGAAUUUUCCAAAUGGUCCUGAAGGUUGUGAUCCUCCCAAAAUUGAAUGCUCAUCUUGCAAAGGGAUACCCACUUCCUACAAUUGGAAAGAUGAAACUUGUGAACACCCAGCUGCAGAUUUUGAAGGAUUACAUGCUGAUUGGAACUGACGUACAGUUUUCUGGAUGAUGUGUGACGAAAUAAUCUCCAUUUUUCUUUUGAGAUUCUACUGUGUUAGUCACUGCAUGAUGUCACCUCUGCCUUACUUGAAAAAAACACACCCAACUCACAUGACAGCCUUUUUGAACUACUGACAUGAGGCAAAAAUAUCUUGAAAAACUUUAGACUAAGCUCACUGUGCUCUGUUGACAUAAUGCUGAUCAAUGGCUUUGCUUUUUGUUUUUUAAGAAUCAAACUAAACAAAUCAGUGCAAAUACAGAUAUGACAAAAGACUAAUAUGAAUACGUGAUUAAUUACAUUUGAGAGCUCAUAGACAUUGUUACUUGUAUGUGUGUGUGUGCUUGGUUCACACCUUUACUUAAAGAGCUAUCAGUCCGUUUGCAAGUCAAUUAAUAAGAUAAAUAAUUCUUUGAUAAAACACCACAAUGAUCAUAUGUUUGAUGCAGCUGGUUAUGGCUUUAUACUUUAUACUUUUAGUGUUGAUUUUUUUGCAUUUAGAAAAUAAUGUAUUAAAAUAGAUGAAUACAAUAAUUUUGUGCUGGAAGCUGUUGUACUGGGGUAUUUUAGUAAUUGGUGUAAUUGUACUUUCUGAUAGAAUAAUAAUCAUAAUAAAAAAUAAUGUUUAAGGUAAAAAAAGAGAGAAAUCAACAGCUGUAAUGCUGAUUUAUUUUGAUGUCAGUAAAAUCAGUGACCAUGAUUUGAACAUGUUCUCCUUUUUUCUAGUUUAUGUUUAUAAAAUUAAAAAUCAAAAUCUGGUUCCUUUAA
Molecule: messenger RNA, 2231 nt
Organism: Boleophthalmus pectinirostris (great blue-spotted mudskipper)
Lineage: Eukaryota; Metazoa; Chordata; Actinopteri; Gobiiformes; Gobiidae
Product: bactericidal permeability-increasing protein-like
Exons: 16
Coding region: 54-1475 (473 amino acids)
Molecular function (GO): lipid binding
Source: RefSeq, a predicted model, not a curated record